AUGUCGUUGAAACAGAAAAAAUCCGCAGCUACUGAAGAAACCGAGGAGGUUGAUGACGAAGUGGAGGAAAGUGAGCCAAAUAUAAAAGAGAGGAGCAAUGGUUCAACUCAUGGGGACACCACAAAAAAAGAGAGGAGUCGUAAGAAACACAAGAGCGCAGAGCACUCUGAGAAGCCCACAGAGAAAGAGAAUAACGGAAAAGAAGGGGAUAAGGUGAAAGAGAAAAAGAGAAAAAAGAAACCAGAUGAUAAUGCUGAAGCUGGUGCUGUGAUUGCAAGCAAUGACUGUGAAGGUGAGCAGAACAAUAAUGAACCCACAAACAAACCCAAAAAAGAGAAAUCUGAGAAGCUCAAAGAGGAUGUGACACAGAGAGUCAAGCAGGAAAAGUCCAAACAAAAGAAGAAGAAAUCAUCGAACCCAGAGGGAGCGGAGGAGAUGGGGUCUAAAGAUAAAAAGUCUAAAGAUGGCAAGAAGAAAAAAAAAGCUCACAGUGAUGAUGAUGAGGAGCCUUUAAUUGAGGAGCAGGAAGAAGAGGAUUCAAAGAAAAAGAAAAAGAAGAAGGCAAAGAAGGGAUCUGCAGACAGUGAUGAAGAUAAAAAGAAAAAGAAAAAGUCCAAAAUUAAACAGAUCGACUAUGCUGCAAUUUACCAGAAUGAGCUAUUUAACUACCACACAGAUUCCUCUGAUGGAUACGAAGAUGAGUACUUCAAAAAGAAAGUAUAUGAAGUAGUUACAGUCACAGGGGAUGUGAAAGGAGCUGGGACAGACGCCAAUGUGUUUGUUACUCUUUUUGGAGAUUUUGGUGUCUCGCCGAAGGUUCACCUGGCAAGCAAAAGCCGGACUGCAUUUGAGAAAAACAAGACUGAUGUUUUCCGCAUCAAAACAUACAAUGUGGGGCCUCUAAAUAAACUGAGGAUUGAGCAUGACAACACUGGGAUGAGUGCCAGCUGGUUCUUGGACAGGGUGGUGGUGACCGACAUGAACCGGCCCCAUCUGCGCUUCUAUUUUGCCUGCAACAACUGGCUGAGUCGGGAGGAGGGGGACAACCUGUUUGUCAGGGACUUGCUGGGCAGCAUGAACCCCAUGGAUGUCCCAAAAUUGAAUAAAUAUCUUGUGAGUGUGUUCACUGCUGAUAUGAAGGGAAGUGGUACUGAUGCUGAUGUCUUUCUGAAUAUCUUUGGAGAAAAUGGUGACACAGGAGAGAGAAGACUGGACAGUGACAAAGACAACUUUGAACGUGGAUCAGAGGACAAGUUUACAAUAGAGGCUCCUAACCUGGGGAGGCUGAGAAAAAUCACUAUUGGCCACAAUAACAGAGGCUCAUCAGCUGGGUGGUUUCUAGAUAAGGUGGUGAUUGAUGACAUGGGAAAUAAAGAAAUAUAUGAGUUUCCAGUCAAUCGCUGGAUGGCCAUGGAUGAGGACGAUGGCAAAAUACAAAGAGAUGUGUUGGUUGGAUCUAUGCAGCCAAUGGGCAUUGUAUACAAUGUGCAAGUGAUGACUGGAGAUAUAAGAGGUGCGGGGACCAACUCUAAGAUCCACAUGGUCAUGCAUGGCUCCAAGGGCCUAAAAAACAGUGGCAAAGUUUUUCUUGAAGGCGGUGCUUUUGAACGUGGUCUCAUAGACAUUUUCAAUGUGGAGAUUUGUGAACUUAUCAGCCCUCUCAGCAGGGUCACCAUUGGGCAUGACAAUGGUGCUGUAGGUGCUGGGUGGUACUGUGAAAAGGUGGUAAUAUACUGUCCAUUCACGGGCAUUGAGCAGACAUUUCCAUGUGGGAUGUGGCUGGAUGAGGACGAGGGGGAUGGACUGAUUGAAAGGGAGCUGUAUGAGAUGGUUUCUCUAAGGCAGAAAAAACAGAAAAAGUACCCAUGGUCCCUGUGGAUUUGGACCUCAGAUAUAAAGGGGGCAGGCACAGAUGCCCAGGUAUUUUUGCAAAUCUAUGGAGAGAUGGGAAAGUCUGAUGAGAUCAAACUGGAAAACAACUCAGACAGUUUUGAACAGGGGCAAAUUGAUAAGUUUGUGAUUGAAAUGCCAGACAUAGGAAAGCUGCAGAAAGUACGGAUCUGGCACGAGAAGAGACAUCCAUUUGCUGGCUGGCAUUUAGCAAAGGUAACUCUGCUCAAGACGCUAACCAUGGACAAAUAUUCUUUUGAAUGUGGACGCUGGCUGGACAUCAAUGAAGAUGACAAUGAGAUUAUAAGAGAACUUCCAGCUACAGGAAAACUCAUUGAUGAGCCACUUCCCUUGAUAAAGUAUCGUGUAACAAUCUGUACUGGCAAUGUCAGUGGCAGUGGCACCGAUGCCAGCGUCUUCCUCAAUAUAAUCGGUGACCUGGGUGACACAGGGGAGCGUCUCAUGUUUAUGAGCAAAAAUAAUGUAAACAAGUUUGAAAAGGGAAAUCAUGAUGAGUUUCUCAUUGAAUCGGUCACAGUGGGUCAGGUGCGCAGAGUGCGAGUAGGUCAUGAUGGCCGGGGUGGAGGCUGUGGUUGGUUUCUUGAUAAGGUGAUGGUCCGGGAGGAGGGCCAACCAGAGUCUUUGGCCAUUGAAUUUCCCUGUUUUAGGUGGUUGGACCGUAACGAAGAUGAUGGACAAAUUGUCCGUGAGUUAGUUCCAGCUGGAGAUGGCGUGCGUCUGUUUAAUGUCAACUACCACAUAGCGAUCAAGACAGGUAGUGUAAAUGGGGCCAGCUCAGACUCCAAAGUGUUUGUCAAGCUGUAUGGGGAGAAGGGUGAUACUGACAAGGUGAUACUGGCUGUCUCUGACAAUGACCUCAGGAACUACUUUGAGACAGGACGCACUGACAUCUUCAUCCUUGAAACUUUUGACAUCGGACUGAUCAACCGUCUACUCAUUGGUCACACAAAUGAGGGCUUGCGGGCUGGAUGGUUUCUGGACAGCGUGCAGAUCUCUGUUCAUGUUCAUGGGAAGCAGUACAUGUUCCCCAGCCAUCGCUGGCUCUGCAAAGAUGAAGCUGAUGGAAAAGUGGAGGUGGAAAUAUAUCCCAGUGAAACGUUGGACAUUGAAAAAUUAAUCAACUAUGAAGUAACAGUGGUCACAGGGGAUCUGCGUGCAGCAGGAACCAAUGCUAAUGUCUUCUGUCAGAUUUAUGGAGAGGAAGGAAAGACUGAAGUUCUCAACUUGAAAAGCCGCUCCAACAAUUAUGAACGUGGCACCACUGAAAUAUUCAAGAUUGAAGCUUUGGAUGUCGGCAAAAUCUAUAAGAUCCGUAUCUACCACGAUGGGAAGGGUAUUGGAGACGGCUGGUUUUUGGAGACAGUGGACGUCAAGAGACUGACGAUGGCUAUGGUGCAGGUUGAGGUGAAAAAAGAGGAGCCAUCCAAAAAAGACAAGAAGAAAGAUAAGAAAAAGAAGAAGAAGGAAGAAGAGGAGGAGGUGGAGAUAAUCGAGGAGCUGCAGGAAGUAGUGGAGACAUUUACUUUCCCUUGUAACCGCUGGCUGGCCAGAGACGAGGAGGAUGGGGAGAUUGUGGUGGAGUUGCUCACUGAGGACAAUGAAGAAUUAGAAAUGAACUCAUAUGAAGUCCAUGUGUUCACUGGAACUAUGUGGGGGGCAGGGACUGAUGCCAAUGUCUUCAUCGAUAUCUAUGGAGAGAUUGGUGACACAGGUGAACGACAUCUCAGGAAAUCUAACAACCUAAACAAAUUUGAGAAAGGCCAGGAUGAUAUUUUCAACAUCACAGCGGUUGAUUUGGGGGUCUUGAAGAAGCUGCGGAUCCGGCAUGACAACACCCAGGCUAGUGCUGGCUGGUUUUUGGAUAGAGUGGAGAUUAUAGACAACAAAGAUGACACAACGUACUUUUUUCCAUGUAAACGCUGGCUGGCUGUUGAUGAAGAUGAUGGACAGCUUGCUAGGGAGCUGGUCCCUGUAGAUGAAGCUUUCAUGAAGAUGGGGGAUGAUGAUGAAGAAGACUCUGAAGCUACACUUGGUUUGGAACAGAAGGCUAUGUCAACAACAUACACAGUGAAGAUAAAAACUGGUGAUAAGAAGUAUGCAGGAACAGAUGCUAAUGUCUUUAUGAUCCUGUAUGGCACUAAGGAUGAUACAGGGCUUAUUAACCUGAAGGCUUCAAAGACUCAUAAGAACAAGUUUGAGCGGGGUAUGAUUGAUGAGUUUACCGUGGAAGCUGUAGACAUCGGACCCCUUAAAAAACUACGCAUUGGACAAGACAACUGCGGAGGAGGAUCAGCAGGCUGGUUCCUUGAUUGGGUGGAGAUUGAUGCCCAAUCUCUGGGAAAGAAGCUGCGCUUCCCCUGCGGCCGUUGGUUGGACAAAGGCGAGGAUGAUGGAGCCAUCAUCAGGGAUCUGUUCCCUAAUCCUCUUCAGACAGAGCUUUACACACCAUUUGUUCCCUAUGAGAUUAAAACCUUUACGAGUGAUGUAUUUGGAGCUGGAACAGAUGCUGAUGUCUUCAUUGUCCUGUAUGGAAGAAAUGCAGUGUGCACCCAACAGAAGUCUCUGUGUGUCAAUAAAAGAGAAAGGAGAAUGUACUUUGAGAGAGGAGCUGAGGAUAUGUUUAUUGUUGAGCUAGAGGAUGUGGGGGAUGUAAUUGAGAAAACCCGUAUUGGUCAUGACAACCGUGGUGUCAACCCAGGCUGGCACCUGGACAGAGUGGAGAUCAGACGUCUGCUCAGAAAGGGAAAGGGUUCAGAAACUGUCAUCUUCCCUUGUGAGUGCUGGCUUGCCAAAUCAGAGGAUGAUGGAGAGACAAUAAGAGAGCUGGUGCCCUCCGACAUCAUCACAGAGAAACUUUCAAGAGAUGGCAGUCUUAAAGUGACUGAGGUUGAGGUGGAAGAUGCCCUGGAGACUCACACAUACAACGUGUCGGUGAUGACAGGGGAUGUUUAUGGAGCCGGCACUGACGCCAACGUCUUCCUCACAAUUUAUGGGGAUCUGGGGGACACUGGAGAGAGAAAGCUGAGCAAGUCAGAGACAAAUAGCAACAAGUUUGAACGAGGAUCUGUGGAUAAGUUUACAAUAGAGGCAGUUGACCUUGGCCAGGUUUACAAGAUUAAAAUCCGCCAUGAUAAUAGCAUGGUGAGUCCUGACUGGUAUUUGGACCAGGUGGAGGUUUUUGACGCUGAUACAGAGGAGGUCUUCCUCUUUUUAUGUGAACGCUGGCUCUCCAGGAAGAGGGAGGACAGACGCAUUGAAAGAGUAUUCUAUGUCAAGGGUUAUGAAGGAGUUAGAGAGAGUCUGUAUAGUAAAAAGAACUCAGCACUGACAGUGAAGAGCGUUGACAGUAACAUGAAUAAGAAGAACAAGAAGAAGAAAGAGGAAGAAAUGGAACUACCAAUCAUACCAUACCACAUCACCAUCUGCACUGGAAUGGAGCGCGAUGCAGGCACCACCAGCAGGGCUUAUGUGAUCAUUAUCGGGGUCAAUCAAAUCCAGACGGAAAGGCUGUGGCUGGACAUGCCGGAUGGGAGGACGGGCUUUGAGGCUGACUCUCUUGAGAGCUUUGAGUGCCAAGGUUCAGAUGUGGGGGAGAUCAAAAAGGUGGAGCUCGGCCAUGAUGGGGCCACUCCGGAGAGCUGCUGGCUUGUUGAUGAGCUGGCUGUUGCUGUGCCAACCAAAGGGGUCAAAUAUAUCUUUGCUUGCAAGUGCUGGCUGGCCAAAGAUCGAGGAGAUGGACUGACUGCUAGAGUAUUCAACGUGCUAGAUGCUGAGGCCAUUUCUAUCUCCCGGAAGACUAUCUAUGAGGUGACGGUGGUUACAGGAGAUGUGCAGAAUGCAGGAACAGACACCCAAAUCUUCAUGUCUGUGUUUGGGGCCAACGGCAGCACAGAAGAGAUGCUGCUGCAGAAGAAUGAGGACAGGUUUGAGCGUGGUCAGGAAGACACUUUCAACAUGGAGAUCGAUGACAUUGCCCCACUGAGGAAAAUGAGGCUUCGCAUUGAUGGUUCUGGCAGCCGACCUGACUGGUUUCUUGACAAGGUGAUCAUGCGUAACCUGACUACAGAGGAGGUAUCUGUCUUUACUUAUGAGGAGUGGCUGUCCAAGACACGCGGACCCAAGAGGACCAUGAUCUGUGAGAUGGCUGCUGUGGUGGAUGAGGAGGUAAUGGUGGAGCUCACCACCUACAUCAUCCAGGUUAGGACCAGCGAUGUUGCAGGGGCAGGAACUGAUGCUAAUGUGUGGAUCAUCAUUUUUGGAGAGAAUGGAGACUCUGGGACCCUUGCACUGAAGGAGUGCAACAAGUCCAACAAGUUUGAGCGCAAGCAGGUGGACACUUUUCGCUUCUCUGAUAUCCUCAGCCUGGGAGACCUCUCCAAAGUGCGAGUCUGGCACGACAACACUGGUCCUGCUCCAGGUUGGCACGUGGAGUACAUUGAUGUGAAGGAUGAAAUCAUGGACAAAACAUUUCGUUUUCCUUGUGACCGAUGGCUCGCAAAGAAUGAUGAUGAUGGACAGAUAAUGAGGGAGCUACCUUGUGCUAACAAUGACUACUUAGACCUCAGCGAGAAAACCAAAUAUGAAAUUUGCACCACAACUGCAGACUCAGCUGAAGCUGAAACCAGAGAGAAUGCUUGGAUUGUACUUGAGGGGAAGAAGGCCAGAUCAAAAGAAUUUGUAAUGGAGAACUCCUCAAAGAAGAAGAGGUUCAUGCGGGGAAAUGUUGACAGGUUUGAGUUUUCAUCCAAGAACCUGGGAGAUAUUGCUGGGAUUUGUCUGGGUCACACACCCAAGGAUGGGAAGAAAGUAAAAGGGGAGGCUUACUGGCACGUGGAGGAGGUUGUUGUGACUGAAAAAGAACUCGGAAACAAAUAUAUCUUUAGCUGCAACGCACUCAUCCCACUAUCUCCAAAGAGGGAUGAUUUCCUGACUUUUGAGUGCACAAAGACCGUUGAGAGCUUUGCCAGCAAAGCUCGCAGCCUGGUGCCUGUCAAGUACGAGAUCAUCGUCAUCACAGGGGAUGAGAAGGGAGCAGGAACAGAUGCCAAUGUUUUCAUCACCAUCUAUGGCUCCAAUGGAGAUUCAGGCCGUCGGCAACUGCGGCAGAAGUUUCGCAACCUCUUUGAACGGGAGCAGACAGAUCGCUUUCUGCUGGAAAUGCUGGACAUGGGAGAGCUGCAAAAAGUUCAAGUGGAGCAUGACAACUCUGGCCUCAAUCCUGGCUGGUUGCUCGAUCGGGUGGAAGUCACCAAUCUAGCCAAUGGUGUCAGCACCAUCUUUCUCUGUGGGAAGUGGCUGGACACUAAGAGGGCAGAUAAACAGAUUGCCAGGGUCAUCUACCCAAAAUACUGACCAUGAAACUACUUCUGAAAAGUCCAACACCAGAAAAAACUGCAUAUUUAGAAAUAAUGACCAAAGUCAUUCUGCCCCAGGCAAGUUUUAUAUCUCAGGCACUGAAGCAUAUUUUUAGAUUUUAAGAUUUUAAAAUCCUUUUAGGAUUAUAGCGACAAUGUCAUCUUCAGUCAGGAUGGAGUAAAGUGCCAUUGCUUUUAUAUUCCAGAUGUCAGUGAUGGUUUGGCCAG
This is a messenger RNA of Melanotaenia boesemani (Boeseman's rainbowfish), 7493 nucleotides long. RefSeq names its product lipoxygenase homology domain-containing protein 1-like. The record is from RefSeq and is a predicted model, not a curated record. The transcript has 41 exons. Bases 1 to 7263 code for a protein of 2420 amino acids. Lineage: Eukaryota; Metazoa; Chordata; Actinopteri; Atheriniformes; Melanotaeniidae. Gene Ontology annotation, molecular function: protein binding.